Molecule: messenger RNA, 4343 nt
Organism: Sturnus vulgaris (Common starling)
Lineage: Eukaryota; Metazoa; Chordata; Aves; Passeriformes; Sturnidae
Source: RefSeq, a predicted model, not a curated record
UCUUCCUCUUCUUCCUCUGCUUCCCGCUCUCGUCCUCCCAUGUCGUGCCUCAGCACCGGUAGCGCUUCGGGUAUACACAGAUCCUGGACUUUAUUUUUAAUUGAGUAACCUGCAUCCUGCUGACCAAGAAACCAGAUUUAAAUUCUCCUUUUUAGUAGUGUUUGGUUGUUUUUCUUCCUUGUUGGAAGGGCUCAGCAGUGGCUCCUGUUCACUUCAAUGACAGUGUGCUGCUAAUGGGUGUAAGUAAAUUAGAUGUCUUAUACCGAAAGCUUCUCCUCACUAAACUUUUCAUCAGAGGAUGGGGAAAGCCAGAGGAUCUGAAAAGAAUAUUUGAAUUCAGAAAGAUUAUUGGAAACAGGGAAAAAUGCCAGACGCUCGUUUCGAAAGAUUACCCAGUGUUCAUUGACAAGGUUGAGGGGCAAUCAGACUGUAAAAUCCUUGAGGGGCACUUCAUUUCCCCUUUGGCUCAUUGUGUCCCAGGUAUUCUGCCAGUGGAAUCUCUUGUAGCAAGAUUUCAGUUCAUCAUACCCAGAAGAUGGAAUGGCAAGCACAGACCUGUGUGCAUUCAUUUAGCAGGCACUGGAGACCAUCACUUCUGGAGGAGACGCACGUUAAUGGCCCGGCCAAUGAUUAAAGAAGCCUGUAUGGCUUCCUUGUUGCUAGAAAAUCCUUAUUAUGGCUGUAGAAAACCUAAGGAUCAAUUUUUCAGUCUUAGAGUGACACUGAUGAGUGCUUCCAAAGCUGACAUACUGAUUGCUCUUCAAAUGUUGUGUGCAAUUUUCAAUGAUGUAAAACAGAAAAGACGGUCAUGUUUAAAAAAUGUCUCGGACCUGUUUGUGAUGGGAGGAGCUCUAAUUCUAGAAUCGGCAGCUCUUUUGCACUGGCUAGAGAGAGAAGGCUAUGGACCACUAGGGAUGACUGGAAUAUCCAUGGGAGGACAUAUGGCUUCACUGGCAGUGACAAACUGGCCUAAACCCUUGCCAUUGAUUCCAUGUCUUUCCUGGUCAACAGCCUCUGCAGUCUUCACUACGGGUGUGCUGAGUAAGGCAGUGAACUGGAGAGAGUUGGAGAAACAGUAUUUUACAGAAACGGUGUAUGAAGAAGAAAUCAUUCAAAUGCUUGAAUAUUGUGGAACGGAUUCUUUCAAGAUGGGACAAGACUUUGUGAAGAACUUCCCUGACAGUGUGGACAGUCUGGCAGACAUGGACAUGACUUCCAGAAUAUUCAGCUUUGAGUCCUUGAACGACACUGUACCUAAGGAAUCUGUUCACACCUUUGCCACAAAUAGAAGUGCUCUAAGUGCCUCUUCAGAAAGACUCUUAAUGCAAGAUGCUCCUAAAAUGCAGUGCAUAAAUCAAACCUUUUCCACCAGUAGCAGUAGCAAUAAAAACUUAACCAGCCCACAAGGACACAGGGUAAAUACAAGGAGAAGAAGUGAAACUUUACAGAGAGAAUCCUUAAUGUUCAUGAAGGGAGUAAUGGAUGAAUGUACCCACGUAGCUAACUUCCCAGUUCCAGUUGACCCAAGUUUAAUCAUAGUAGUACAAGCCAAGGAGGACGCGUACAUUCCCCGCACCGGCGUGCGCAGCCUCCAAGAGAUCUGGCCAGGCUGUGAAAUCAGGUAUCUGGAUGGAGGUCAUGUCAGUGCCUACCUCUUCAAACAAGGACUCUUCAGACAAGCGAUUUACGACGCGUUUGACCGCUUCCUCCAGAAAUACACUAUGUGAUCUUUCUAAUGCAUUCAGACUGAUCUCAUUUGUAAUUCAGCUUACUGGAACUCAUGUUUGGAAAACAAGCCUCUUGUAGUGCUGAGCAGAUGGUCACUGACUGUUGUAGGUAACAAUUACCAGAAGUGGUAAAGUACCAGCAUUGCUUUCAUUUCAAUCCAGUGCCAUUCUGACACAGCUGCUUCAGCGUUACCUGUGAAAAAACAACAGCAGCAUUUGUCAGUGCAUGAACAGUUCCUGUCCUUCAUUUCUAAUUAGACUGUGUGUUCCUUCAAUUCUGAAUAAACUCUGAAUCGUGUGUCAGUAGAAAACAGACCAAUCAAGUAUUGGAAGAAUGUAAAAUGUGCUGUGGGGCUAAGCUGCUCUCUUGUGUUUAGUGUGGUUUUGGUUUGUUCCAGAUACCUCGGUUACCUCUUGCUUCCUUAUGGCCUUGCUAUUCCUAUUGUGUUGGACUGUGGUUUUGCCAGCACUCAGCCUCUUGUGUUUGUCACUGCUUUUCUCUUCAAUUAUGAAUUGAAAAUGAGCCUUAGCAGAAGGCUCAGCACCACAUCUUGCAAAGAGAGACUUUGACAAUUCAAGGAGAAGUGAGAGAGAGAUGGUUUUGUUCAAUACGUCCGUGAAGUUUUCCUGCCACUGAAUUAAACCGUGCCAUUACACAAGGAUCAUGUAGCAAUUCAUCAGCCAGGUUCACAAAACUGGAAUAAGUGAAGAUCAAGUGUCUGGUAAUUAAUUGUUUACAUUAAUUCAGUUGGAUAACAUAAGCUUCCAGAUUUCUUUUCUUUUUUUGGAGUGUUAGAUGAAAUAGAAAUAUCAUCCUUUUACUUUCUUAGCACUGGCUAAUUCUAGGCAGUUAAGUUGACAACAGAUUGUAUGGUGCUAUAAAGACCUGUUGGAAAUACUUCAACAGAUGUCCUUUCUAAAGUCCACUCAGCGCUGAUAUGCAAAAUACACUUGCACUGUAUAAUUUAAAAGAUACGUGAGACUAAAGGUUAUUGAAACAGUUAGGUUUGCUCCUUAUUUUUCAACACUUGUCUUUUUUAAUUGGAUGGAAAAUAAAGAAAUUUGGAUUUUGAACACAUUAAAGAAAAUCCAAAGUCUGUUGUUUCCUCUUUUGGGAUCAAAAAUGCCAACAAAUUACAGUAGAAUAAAAGGUUGUCAUGUACCAACUGUGUGGGUAUCUCUCCACAUCUCUCUUUUUGUGGUAAACUCCUAUAACAUUCUUUUAAAACCAAUUUGCAGAGAAGCUGAAAACUGAAACACUUCAGUAUUUAGUGCAGUCACAACUAGGAUUACUCUGAAACAAACAAAAAUAUCCAGCCAUUUCUCAGGAUGUGUGACUUCUACACCUUUCCAAUCAAGCACUUUUGAUGUCUGUGGUUGCUGUAAAGGUUUUCAGUAGGCAGAGUAUGGAGCAAACAAAGCUCAGUUUAUAUAUUUUCUUGAAUUUUAGACAGGUAGACAGGACUAGUAACUGUGAAGAAAUCAUGGUUCAUUUGAAAAUCAAGUGUGUUCAGAUAAAACUGAAGAAUAACCCAAAUGAUGUAACAUACAAAUAUACUGAAAAUGCAGAAGAUAUUCUAAUCUGUUGGAAGUUAAAUUGCUUCUUUCAGGUGGUUUUUCAUCUUUUAUUUGGAGGGUGUUGGUUUUAUAUACGGGGAGCAAGCGUGAAGUGACUAGCACAUUUAAACACCGAAUAUUUGGAGGGUUUGAAAUUAAAUAUUAGUAAGUUUUCCAAUUUAAAAUUGAAGUCUUGACUAGUGUACUGAAAGAUUCACGGGGUUUAUAAGCAUAUUCAUCAACUAAGAGUGCUUUACCAGAGUACUGUCUGCUGUUCAGCAGCUUUUGUAGCUCUCACAUUUUAAAUGUAAUUGUGUGCUUUUGUGUCCUGCUUCUGUUGCAGCUAUGAGAAAGGGAGAUAACUGGUGGCAAGGGAAAGGGCUUGAAUAAAUGCAAGAGAGAAAAGACAGAUUUUGUAAAGGCCAGGAGUAAGCACAAAAAAAAUCAACUAUGCUACAAAGUAUAACAUGCCAAAGCAAAUAUUUUCAAAGCGCACAAUACUGGGAAUUACACAACUGAUGGGAACUGUGCAUCCUGAGGUUAGUGUCCCGAUGGUAUUACUAACAAGGUUUAACUCACCAAAAGGGCAAAGAAGGAGGUUUAGGCUAAUACCCCUCCUGCUGUGAGAGUGUCUUUUGGGACAAAUGCUGCUCCUGGUUGUGAGAGUGUCUUUUGGGAGAAGCAGUGAAGGACUGGUUUCUGACAAGGAUAAGGAAUCGCACUUUGCUCUGUAACUGAAGUCGUGGUGCCAAAUAUGAAAGCCCAGUAAGCAUUAUUUAAGACAUUUCUCAGGUUAGAAUAACAAAAAAGGAAAAAUGAGCUCAGUGGUCUAUUUCUGCCAGUUAUCAGACAUAGGGAGCUGGUCUGUGAAGGGAAGAAUCUUGCUGUUUUUAACCCUUGGAAAAUCGACUUUUAAAAUCAUAUUUUAAGGUUAAAUCCUAAGAAAGUAUAAAUAAUCCAUUUUGAUGUUAAAUGAGAAUGUGAUUUUAAUCCAGAAGUUGCAUGAGAGAAAUAUUGUGGUAAGGUUUCUUCCGUGUAGCAGGUAAGCCAUUCUGUAUG